Molecule: messenger RNA, 3699 nt
Organism: Penicillium psychrosexuale
Lineage: Eukaryota; Fungi; Ascomycota; Eurotiomycetes; Eurotiales; Aspergillaceae
Product: LEA domain protein
Exons: 3
Coding region: 1-3699 (1232 amino acids)
Source: RefSeq, a predicted model, not a curated record
AUGCGAUUCGAAGUGCAGCUGGUGACCUUUGAUUUUUUCCUGAAACAAGGACACACCCCCAAGCUGGGCUCCAAGGCCGGAACCCCCGCCAAAGACCGCAAAGCCUCCGGCUCCAGCACAGCCAGCAAGCCCAGCACUGUCACCGGAAGCCCCAAGGUCACAAAAAAGACCGCCACACCCCGCAAGCUCUCCCAGAAAGCCCCCGAGCCACUCGAAGACGACGUCGACGAGCAAUCCAUCCCAGAGACACCCUCCCCUAAGUCAAAGAGACGCACCGAGCAGCGCCGCCCCGUCUCCCCACCCGACGACGCCGCAUCCCAGGCGCCUUCUGUCUCCGGCUCCGCAGCCCCACUCAGCGGCGGCGGCUCCAGCUUGGCCGGUAAGACUAAGGAUGUCGCCAACAAGACGAAGGAGACAGCCAAGAAGAGUACUGAAAGUGUCACAAAUGGGGCCAAAGAUGCCACCAAGACUGCUACCGAUAACCUACCCGUGCCGUUUGACCUGUCUGCCUUGAAGGGUCUUGAUGUCGCCGAGGACGGCAAUAUCCUCGGACAGGAUGGGAACCCCAUUGGCAAGGUUGUCGAGGGGGAUCCAGAGGAUCUCGUCGGACAGACUGUUGGCGAUGACGGCGAGAUUGUUGACGAGGAAGGUGAUUUGAUUGGUCGCGUCGAUAUCCUGCACGAGGUCGCGGACGAAGCUAAGCAAACCGCCGAUGACGCUCAGGAGAACGUCGGAGAGGUUGAUCUCGAGAAUGUUGUUACGGAUAUCGCUCAGCUUGAAGGCCUUCCUGUUUCUGAUGGCGGUGUUAUCAAGAACGCUGCCGGUCAGAUUGUCGGCCGCAUUGUGGAGGGUGACCCUGAAGAUCUUAUCGGGUAUACCCUCAAUGACGACGGUGAGAUUGUCGAUGAAGAUGGCGAUGCCAUUGGCCGUGUUGAUUUGAUUCCUGUUGAGGAUCAGAAGAAGGCCAUCGAAGAGGCCACUGGUGAUGCCACUGGUGAUGCCACUGACAAGGUCCAUGGUGCGAAGGAAGAUGUUGAGGAUCAGUACGAGGAUGCUCAGAAUGAUCUUUCCGAUGCCGAAGGGAAUGUCGACAAGGCUAAGUCUACUGCCGAAGAUGCCGCCCCCGACGCAGAAAAUGCUACGGACACCGCCGAAGAUGGGAAGAUUAACCUCGAGGACAAUGUCGACGACGCCAAAGAUACCGCCGAAGAUAAGGUUGAAGGUGCCGAAGAUACCGCCGAAGACGCCAAAGAUGCUGCCGAAGGUGCCACCGAUGCCCUCGACGACAAGGUCGAAGGCGCCGAAGAUACCGCUGAAGAGACCGCCGAAGACGCCAAGGACACUGCCGAAGAGACCGCCGAAGAUGCCACCGAUGCCCUCGACGACAAGGUCGAAGGCGCCGAAGAUACCGCUGAAGAGACCGCCGAAGACGCCAAGGACACUGCCGAAGAGACCGCCGAAGGUGCCACCGAUGCCCUCGACGACAAGGUCGAAGGAGCCGAAGAGACCGCCGAAGAUGCCCAGGACACCGCCGAGGAUGCUGCCGAGGACGCCGAGGAAAUUAUCCCCGGACUGGAGACCCUCGAAGGCAAGGUCUGCAACAAGCUCGGCUACAUCAUUGACCAAGAAACCGGCAAGCCCGUUGGCCAAGUGACCGAAGGCGACCCCAAGAAACUGGCCAAGCUCGGCUCAACACUCGACGACAAGGGCCAGUUCUGGGACAACCGCGGCAAUGUGAUCGGCAAAGCCAAGGCACUCCCGAUCGAGGAACACGAUGGCGACGAAGGCCCCUUCUCCGGUCUAGAGGGCCUCGUUGUCGGUGAAGACGGCUUUGUGGUCGACGAGAACUCGACCCGCGUCGGCCGUCUGAUCGAAGGCGAUGCGAAGAAACUGAGCGGGCGUGGCGUUGACGAGGAUGGCGAGAUUCUCGACCGCAAGGGCAACGUCAUUGGACGGGCUGAGCGCCUUGAACCUGAGGAAGAGCCCGAGGAGGAGGAAGAGGCUGGUCCUGACUUCUCUGCUGUCAAUGGCCUUACCUGCAAUAAGGCUGGCUAUGUCAUCGGACCCGACGGUUAUCCGAUUGCCCGUGUUGUCGAGGGUAACCCCAAGGAGCUUGCUGGUAAGAAGAUUGACGAGGGUGAGAUUUACGACGGAAAGAAGGUCAUUGGCCGUGUGGAGCUCAUCCCCGAGGAUGAGAUCGAGAGCAAGCCCGAGGGUAUCUUCGCUGGCAUGGAAAACCUCUUUGUGACCAAGGAUGGAUUCGUCGAGGAUGAUGAGGGAUCCAUUGUUGGUAAGCUUGUCGAAGGCGAGGCUAAGAAGCUUCGUGGUCGUGCUGUCGACGAGGAUGGAGAGAUCACCGAUAAGUACGGUAAUGUCAAGGGCCGUGCUGAGCCCUACGAGCCCCCUGAGGAGGAGCCCGCUCCUGAAGAAGACCUGUCUAUUCUCGAUGGCAAGGUCGUUAAUAAGUCUGGUAACGUUGUUGACCCCGCCACUGGUGCUGUCGUUGGACGUAUCCUCGAAGGUGAUAAGCGCCUCGCUGGAUGCAAGGUCGAUGGCAAGGGCCAGAUCUGGGGUGACAAUGGUAAGGUUGUUGGGCGCGCCGGGCUUAUCCCUGGCGCUGAGCAAGAUAAGGCUGAAGGUCCAUUCUUUGGAUUCGAUAACGCUAUUGUCGGUAAGGAUGGAGUUGUACAAGACGGUGACAAGAUCAUCGGACGUCUAAUCGAAGGCGACGCCAAGCGUCUCCUUGGCCGCAAGGUUGACGAGGAGGGUGAUGUCCUUGAUAAGAACGGCAACUCUAUCGGUAAGGCCGAGCGCUGGGAGCCUGAGGAGAAGAAGCGAGAUGUCAACCCUAUGUCUGGUCGCAAGGUUAAUAAGGAGGGCGAAGUCCGCGAUAAGGACGGCAACCUUAUUGGCAAGCUGACUGCGGGUAACCUUGCCACGCUGAUCGGCAAGAGUAUCGAUGAUAACGGCUAUGUUAUUGAUAACGAUGGCAAUAAGAUCGGCGAAUGUACCUUGCUUGAGAACAUCCCCGAGCCCGAGGAGGAGGGGCCCACGGCCGAAGAACAGGAGGCUGCGGCGAAGGCCGAGUCCGACCGACAGCUCGCCGAGAAGAUGAUCUCUAUCCUUAGCCAGACUCUUGACCGAGUCAAGCCUGUGUGCAAGCAGAUCACUGAGGCCUGCGAUAAAGCCGACCACACCAAGAAGGAGGACCUUGACGAGGAGAAGCUUGUUCAAACCGUCAAGCCGCUCCUCGAAGAAGGCGGCCGCAUUCUGCAAGAGUGCAACGGAGCCAUCCGCGCACUUGACCCCGAUGGACGCAUCGCCGCGACCGCUAAGGCGCGCGCUGCUUCUCGCGAUGCCACUCCUGAGGAGUACCAGCUUGCCGACCUGAUCAAGGAGCUCACUGAGACGGUUGUCAAGACCAUUGACAACGGCAAGAAACGCAUUGCUGAUAUGCCUCACGCCAAGAAAGCGCUGAACCCCCUCUGGGGUCUGCUCUCUGAGCCAUUGUUCCAGAUCAUCGCUGCCGUUGGCUUGUUGCUUACUGGUGUGCUUGGCUUGGUUGGUCGUCUGCUUGAUGGUCUUGGUCUCGGUGGAUUGUUGAAUGGACUGCUUGGCAGUCUUGGAUUGGAUAAAAUAAUCAAUGGACUUGGUCUGGGAGGUCUGACUGACGCUCUUGGACUUGGAGGAAACAAAUGA